Ooceraea biroi (clonal raider ant) is the source of this 1005-nucleotide messenger RNA. It is a transcript of the gene BORCS7, whose product is annotated as BLOC-1 related complex subunit 7. NCBI's taxonomy places the organism in Eukaryota, Metazoa, Arthropoda, Insecta, Hymenoptera, Formicidae. The record is from RefSeq and is a predicted model, not a curated record. Gene Ontology annotation, cellular component: BORC complex.
UUGUGACGAAAUGCGCAGUAGAACACUAUGGGGUCGGGCGCUGUUUAUUUGCAAGUAGUACGAUUCAACGGCAGGUCCAAAGCUUGUAUUUUCAAUUGACAGUUCAUUGAAGUUGCGACUUGACAGCAGAUUGAAAGACCUUGUUAUUUAUAAACACUACAAUUCCAAAGGAGGUUCUACUUUCGAAAUUGAAUAAUUUAACAAUAGUUAUCAGUAGACGCAAUAACGUAACACAGUUAAUCAGAUAAUGAAGCAGUUUCUCCUAUAAGCGUGUUAAUCAACAAAACGUACAGUCUAUCCACAGGCCUGGAUAACAUCAGGAGCAAGACUUAUCCUCUAAUUAAUGAGAAGCAGCACAAUAUGGCCUCAGCAUCUAGCACCAGCGCGCGUAGCCUGUUUAUCGAAUCGAAGAUGAGAUUGGCGGAUAGGGUGCAAGUCAAUGUCAAUAAUAUUGCCUCUCUCGCCAGGCAAAUACAGCGAGGUUCGAAAAGCAGUGAGGUGUUGAUGCAUGCGGCAAGAAAUUUUGCACAGCAGGAGCAUGGACUGGAAACUGUAGAAUCGAACUUGAAGAGACUGGCACUUAUUGCCACCCAUUUGGAAUAUCAAAUGGAUGCGAUUGACAAGAAUUCCGCAAUGUUGGAAGAAGUGACUGAGCAACUGCAGGAUAUGCAAUGUGUGGUAUGACUGUGCUAUAUUGCAGGAUUAUUCGGUACUAGUCUCGUAAUUUUAAAUAUAUAUUUACGUUCCCAACUUUGCAAUGCGUAAGUUGAAGGUGAUUUUAUUAUAUAGCACUUUGUAUUAUUUUUCAUAUAAGCAAAUGUAUAAAAGUGUCUUUAAUUUCUGUGAUAUAUUUGUAUAAAAAGAAAAACAAAUAUAUAUAAUACACUUGCACAUAUUUAAUAAAUAAUAAAAUACGAAAUAUCGCUUAUCUUGUGUAUAAUGUGUAAAGAUAUAUUCAAAGGUAGUAAAUCUAACAUUUGUUACAAUAAAUGUGCUACUUUUCAG